Molecule: messenger RNA, 1590 nt
Organism: Rhinocladiella mackenziei CBS 650.93
Lineage: Eukaryota; Fungi; Ascomycota; Eurotiomycetes; Chaetothyriales; Herpotrichiellaceae
Exons: 7
Coding region: 1-1590 (529 amino acids)
Molecular function (GO): iron ion binding; oxidoreductase activity, acting on paired donors, with incorporation or reduction of molecular oxygen; monooxygenase activity
Source: RefSeq, a predicted model, not a curated record
AUGCCUUCCUCAUCGGUCAUUUUCAGCUUGAUCCUUGGCCUCGCCAUCCUGUACGCUGUCGGGGCCUUGGGUCGAUCGAGAAAUGCUAGUCGCGCACCGCUGCCGCCGGGCCCAAAGGGCCUCCCCCUUGUUGGGAACUUGAAUGAUUUGCCUAAACCAGGCAUGCUCGAGGCCCAUCACUGGCUCAAGCACAAAGAUCUAUACGGCCCAAUUAGCUCUGUGAAGGCGAUGGGACAAACCAUCGUUAUCAUUAAUGAUGCUCGACUUGCAUUUGAGCUCCUAGAGAAACGGUCAGCGGUUCAUUCAUCGCGACCCAAACAGGUCUUUGCCGGUGAAAUGUUGGGGUGGGAAAACACUCUUGGGCUCUCCCCUUACAACAAUCGUUUCCGUACCUACCGCAAGAACAUGGCCCGCAUCAUCGGAUCCAAACAGUCAGCCUCGCAAUUCAAUGCAUUGCAAGAGGCUGAGGUCGGCCACUUUUUGCUGCAUGUCCUCGAGAAGCCGGAGGCUUUGCUUGACCAUAUCAGAAGAGAGGCGGGUGCGGUGAUCUUGAAGAUUGCCUACGGUUAUACGGCCGAGUCACACACGAAUGACCCCCUUAUCAAUAUGGCCGGUGAUGCCAUGGAUAAGUUUGCACGGGCUGCAGUGCCUGGAGCCUUCUUGGUUGACCUCCUGCCCUUCUUGAAGGAACUCCCGGAUUGGCUUCCCGGCACCGGAUUCAAGCAAACGGCACGGGAAUGGAGUGCUGCUCUCACCGAAGUAACGGAAAAGCCUUACGCUUUUGUCAAGCACCAGAUUGCUCAGGGCAAGAGUGAAAUCUCCUUCCUAUCUCAGCUGCUGGAGCAGGGUGACUCGGAUUCGGAAGAGAAGUUUACAAACAAGUGGUCGGCUGCGUCUUUGUACACGGCAGGUGCAGAUACUACGGUCUCGUCAAUUGCGUGCUUCUUCUUGGCCAUGACAGUCUUCCCAGACGCCCAGCGGAAGGCUCAAGAAGAGAUCGAUCGAGUGAUAGGGCCAAACAGGCUCCCUACUGCCCAUGAUCGAGAGAAUCUACCAUAUCUAGAUGCCACUGUGAAAGAAGUCCUUCGUUGGCACCCCGUCGCGCCAAUGAGUCUUCCGCAUACGAGCACAGAGGAUGACCUCUGUGAAGGUUAUUUCAUCCCCAAAGAGGCCAUGCUUUUCGCGAACGUCUGGCACUUCACACAUGACCCUAAUGUUUACCAUGACCCUAUGACUUUCAAGCCCGAGCGAUUCCUGGCGACAAACGGCCAUGAUCCUGAGCCAGACCCGCACAUGUAUGUGUUUGGCUUUGGACGACGAAUAUGCCCAGGGCGCAUCUUGGCCGAUAAUGCCCUCUAUCUCAACAUUGCACAGUCUCUGGCCGUGCUCAACAUUAGCAAGGCCAUUGAGAACGGAAAGGAAGUGAUGCCUAUCAUAAAAUUUGAGCCCGGGGUGGUCAGCCACCCGGCUCCCUACAAGAACAAAAUCACGCCACGAUCAGCCCACCAUGAAGACCUCAUCCGAUCGAUUGAGAAGACCUAUCCGUGGCAAGAAAGCGAUGGUAGCAUCUUGGAGAGCAUGAGCUGCUAG